Symbiodinium pilosum is the source of this 708-nucleotide messenger RNA. Lineage: Eukaryota; Dinophyceae; Suessiales; Symbiodiniaceae. The record is from the annotation of a GenBank genome assembly.
AUGAUUGGAGCCAUAGACUGGACGAACGGCUUGGUCAUGCGGAUGAGGGCAAAGGCGGCCGCGAAGUGGGUGCAGCGCUACGAGACAGACGAGGACGUGGCAAUCCAUGUGGCGGAGAUGCUGUCAUUCCUCGCUUUCGCGUGCAAGGCCGGAGAGCAGUGGCGAGGACGUGUGGUCUUGUAUGGGGGCGAUAACCAGGUUGUGCGUGAGUGGAUCGCCAGUCGAAAGGCGGGCACCCCAGUCGGACGCCUGCUUGUGCGCGUGGUGUUGCUGGAAAUGAGGUACCGCUUCGUUCUGAUUCCUUCGUGGUGGCGUACCUAUCAUAACGUGCACGCCGACUACCUCACCCGGUGCGGCGACCACGAGUUUGAAGCUUUGGUUCUGGAAAAAGGUUGGACGAUCAUCGACAUCACUGACCAGCUCAGGCAGGCGGUGAUCGAUUCCGAAAGGUUUGGGCCAUGUUUGUUGGCAUGGGAGGAGGAUGACCGCCGCGCUUUGAUGCAGCUCAAGGAGCGACGCCUUCAUCGGGCGAUCCCGGCCGCACUUCGCCCGAGGACGUCUUGUGACGGACUUGUGGACGCGGUGAUCGCAGCCGGUGGACAGGGACGUGUGGCUCCGUGGAAUGGCCCGAUCAAUGAAGGGGAGAUUGUGAUGGCUUCCUUUCCUCCAGACCAAAACGGCGAGGUUGCGGCACAGGCGGUGGCAGCG